Fonticula alba is the source of this 1977-nucleotide messenger RNA. RefSeq lists its product as hypothetical. The record is from RefSeq and is a predicted model, not a curated record. Bases 1 to 1977 code for a protein of 658 amino acids. The transcript has a single exon. NCBI's taxonomy places the organism in Eukaryota, Rotosphaerida, Fonticulaceae.
AUGCCGGCCUCCAGCCAGCCGGUCCAGCGGGGCCUCUCCCGCUCGCGGUCGGGCUCCAGCCUCCCGACCCGGGGCAAGCUGUACAUUAACACGGCCGCCGGCGGCACCCCCGGCCCCGCCGGGGCCACCCCCUUCAAUGACGACCACCCGGCCAUCGUGCAAAGCUGGCGCAGCGAGAACACCGGGCCCUUCUCGCCGAUCCGGUCGCGGCCAAGCUCCCGCGCCGGGGGCGGCGGCGGCGGCGGCCACUCCUCCAGGCCGUCCAGCCGGCCCGGCUCGCGGCCCGGCUCGCGCCCGGCCUCCCCCACCUCGGGGGUUCCCCACUCGCCGACCGCCGGGCCCGGCGGGCCACACUCCCCCCGGAUGGGCGCCUUCGAUGGCGCCGGGGGGAUCCCCUCCUCUCCCUACCCCCAGACGCUGGACUGGAUCAAGAGCCUGACCCCGGCCCAGCAGACCCAGCUGUCCAACCUCCAGCGGCACUUCUGCGUGCUCUACUCGGAUGACAUCAACUACCGGGUGUCCAACGAGUAUGACAAGCUCUUCAAGCGCGAGCGCACCGACAGCUUCAUGACGCCCAACCUGAAUAGCGACCGCGCGCCGCCCACGGUCCGCCAGCUGCCCAACCGCAAUGUGCUGAGCUUCUUCCGCGGGCUCAAGCCCCAGGACUAUGCCGGGUUCUUCAUCCUGCAUGUGCUGUACCUGGUGCGCGAGCACUUCUACAUCGACUCCUCCGAGUGGAUGGUCCCGGCGGCGAGCACGACGGCCUCCGGCGAUGCGGCCGGCACCGGCGCCGCCAUGAACCGCUUCCUGCCGGAGAUCGAGCAGCGCCUCACCGACCACGGCCUCGAUGCCCGGACCCUGGACAAUGCCCUGCUCGAGCACAAUGUCCUCCGGACGUCCGCCCUGUCCGGGCGCUUUAUCGACCUCUUCACCAAGCGCAUCGAGCGCAUUUGCCCGGACUCCGGCGUGCGCGAGCUCCUCGAGCCGCACAAGAACACCCCGGUCAAUGAGGUCAAGCGCCUGGCCCUGGAGUGGGCCCAGAGCCUGCCCACCCGCGCCGAGGCCGAGUCCCUCAUGCUGGCCGCCACGCCCAUCCUCCCGGCCACCGACGAGUCGGAGCAGCCGGAGCAGCCGGAGCAGCCGGCCCCGCAGGCGCAGCAGCAGGAGCAGGAGCAGGAGGAGGCCGGCCUUCCGGAGGAUGCCGGCCAGGCGGCCCCGGCCGCCGCCCCGACCCCCGACAAGCUGGCCCUCAUCCGCGAGGCCGUGGACAUGGACUUCGUGGAGACCUGCGAUGACACCACCCUCUGCAGCUACCUGUGGCACAUCAGCAAGUCGCAGUUCGGCCGGAAGGCCGCCUCGGCUUCCAUCGCUCUGCGUGCUUUGCGCCUGGUUCGCGCCUGCCCGCAGCUCAUCGACAUCCUGGAUGUGGUGGCGGAUCUCCACCCGAACCCGGAAAAGCGCGGGUUCCUCUUCGGCCUGACCGACCGCGAGCCCUCGCGCCACCCGUUGAAGCCCUUCACAUCCUCCACCACCGCCCUCGGCCAGUACCCGGACAAUGAUGCCCUGCCGGACAUCGGUCUCUUGAUCCCGGUUUUCAUGCCGAUGCUGCGCCAGGUCAUCAGCGCCCAGUCCGGCCCGAUGACCCCGUCGGCUUCCUUCGACCAGCUUCCCCGGUCCUGGUCCAUCGACGGGGGCAUGCUCCUGUCCAUGUCGCGGUCCCCCUCGACGGACUUCCUCCUUGCGGCGUCCGGCGCGGCUGGCGGAUCCCCGCCCCCGGGGCUGGUGCUGAACCACCAGCCGCGCGGGACCUUCUCCCGGUCGGCCUCGGGCAUCUCCCUGAGCUCGGUCCUCUCGCCCGUCGGCGGCCAGGCCGAUGGCGGCACCGCCACGCCGUCCUCCUCCAACUGCGACACCACGGCCGCCGUCAACCGCAUCUCCCGGCAGCUGUCCUCCAUCGACAUCGCCGCCAACCAGUAG